UACGUUCAAGCUCUUGAAGACCGCAUCACCGUCAUCUUCAGCACCGUUUUUAAGGACGCUGAUGACGUCGUUAUUGGCAAAAUCUUUAUGCAGGAGUUUACCGAAGUUCGAAGGCGUUAUGAUAGGGCGCCGCAAGUUCUCUAUUCGCAUCGAGAACCUCCUGCCGAAUUGCGUGAUACAGAUGCAGUCGGUGGUGAUAACAGAGCCUAUAUUACCUUUGUUCUUUUCCCCCGCCAUCUUGCCCCCCACGCCGCCGACAGGAGCAUCAAUCUGAUCCACACCGUCCGCAAUUACCUUCACUAUCACAUUAAAUGCGCCAAAGGUUAUUUGCAGUUGCGAAUGCGUGCAAAAACCUCGGAGUUUAUAAAAAUCCUCAAUCGUGCCCUCCCUCAACAACAGCAACUCACCGAUGGUGAGGAGAGUGCUGAACCUGCUGUCUUUGUUCACGCGUUGGGUGUAGAGUCCUCUGCAAGUCGGAUCCGAAGGCAAGUGGCAAACAGGCGAGGAUUGGCAAGUGGAAAUGGAUUCAGCUCAGAGAAUAUGCUGAUGCCUUCAACACUGAGUCAGAGUGAUUUUGCAAGCUUACAGAAGUUUGAGGAUAGUGAAGAUGAGAGGGAAGACGAGGAGGAAGAUGGAAUGUUGACUGCUCCUGUGGUGAGUGUCAAUGCAUAG
Hydatigera taeniaeformis is the source of this 672-nucleotide messenger RNA. Lineage: Eukaryota; Metazoa; Platyhelminthes; Cestoda; Cyclophyllidea; Taeniidae. The record is from the annotation of a GenBank genome assembly.